Messenger RNA from Strongyloides ratti, 654 nucleotides. RefSeq names its product Acylpyruvase FAHD1, mitochondrial. The transcript has 2 exons. Gene Ontology annotation, cellular component: mitochondrion. Gene Ontology annotation, molecular function: acetylpyruvate hydrolase activity. Lineage: Eukaryota; Metazoa; Nematoda; Chromadorea; Rhabditida; Strongyloididae. Bases 1 to 654 code for a protein of 217 amino acids. The record is from RefSeq and is a predicted model, not a curated record.
AUGGUAACAUCAGGUUCAUUAUCAAACUUUCGUCAUUUAGCUAAAAAAAUUAUUUGUGUAGGGAGAAAUUAUGGUGAUAAUAUUAUAACUUUAGGUAAAUCUAUACCACAAAAACCAUUACUUUUUUUAAAAUCUACAAAUUCUAUUAUUGGUGAAGAAGGAAAAAUACAAAUACCAUAUGGUUGUAAUGAUUUAUAUCAAGAAGUUGAGUUAGCUGUUAUUAUAGGAAAAAAAGGUUACAAAAUAGAAAAAAAAGAUGCUAAUAAUUUUGUUGGUGGUUAUACUGUUGCUUUAGAUAUGACAGCAAAUGACUUUUUGAAUGAAGCUAAAAAAGAAAGAGAACCAUGGUUUUUGGCAAAAUCUUUUGAUACUUCAUGUGUUAUUGGGCCAUUUAUAUCUAAAGAUCAAAUUAAAAAUCCACAAAAUAUUGAGCUUUUUUGUAAAGUUAAUGGAAAACUUCGUCAAAAAUGUAACACUAAUCAUAUGAUUUUUGAUAUACCAACAUUAAUUAGUUAUAUUUCACAAUAUUCAACAUUAGAAAUAGGUGAUAUAUUGUUAACUGGUACUCCAAGUGGAAUAUCCAACGUGGUGUCAGGAGAUGAAAUAGAAUUUGGUUUAACAAACAUUUGUAAAAGUAAAAUUUUUGUUGCUUAA